Molecule: messenger RNA, 1110 nt
Organism: Molossus molossus (Pallas's mastiff bat)
Lineage: Eukaryota; Metazoa; Chordata; Mammalia; Chiroptera; Molossidae
Gene: CLEC20A
Product: C-type lectin domain containing 20A
Exons: 6
Coding region: 1-1110 (369 amino acids)
Source: RefSeq, a predicted model, not a curated record
AUGGUGACAGCCUCUCUUGCCCCAGCCCUGCAGCUGGUGAGCAAUGGCAAGACCUUCCUGAGGGUGGAGGAGGAGCUGAGCUGGCUGGACGCCCUGCGGUACUGCCGGGGGCACCACACGGACCUGGCCGACCUGCAGAGCAUGAACAGAGUGAGCAGCGUGAAGACGCUCUACGACCUCACCAGCAGCACCGAGGCGUGGAUCGGCCUCUUCUUCAACGUGCGCAUCGGCGGCCUGAGCUGGUCCAGCGGCUCCAGCUUCAGCGCCCCGGUGUGGAGCUUGCUGCCCAGCUUCCAGGAGGGCCUCUGUGCCACGCUGUACUCCACCGUGUCCAUCCUCCCCAACCUGGGCGCCGCCCCGUGCACGGCUCAGAAGCCCUUCAUCUGCUACGAGGACCCUGACAAGGUGCAGCAGAACCUCGAGGAGCCUGCUCUCAGCCUGACCACCUCUCCAGAGCCAGCGGUGGUCCAGAUGGGCAGACUGACCUUCAAGCGGUUUGACCAGGGAACGACGUGGCUGUCGGCCCUGCUGUACUGCCGUACCCACCACACGGACCUGGCCGACCUGCAGACGGUGACCGACGAGGCGGGCAAGGAGGCCCUGAAGUCCAUCACCAGCGAGACCGAGGCCUGGAUUGGCCUCUACUUCAAUGCGGCCUCUGGGUCCCUGAGCUGGUCCAGCGACUUGGGUGCCAGUAUCCCCACCUGGCUGCAGGUGCCCAAGUUCGGGGCAGGGCUGUGUGCUGGGCUCCGCACCUACGUCCGCUACGCGCCUAGAGUUUCUUCAGUGGCCUGCUAUUCCCUGCAACCCUUCAUCUGCUUCUACGCUGUGCCCAAUGAAGGACGUGGCACUGACGCGAGAGACGCCGCUUCUGCCACUCAGGCCCAACACGGGAGCACGUCUACCCAGCCGUCGCAAGGAAAAGCCCCAGCACCUGAAUCAGGGCAACCCUUUGGCAUCCUGAAGGCAGAUUUUACCAUCCCAGCUGCGAUGGACCCAGAAGAUAUGAAAGACCAGUUUCUGAGUGAGAUCCAAGAAGUCUUACAGCGAACGUUGGGCCACGAGCAAUUCAGAUUGAGGUGGAUUGGCUUCGAAGUAAACAAAAAAUAG